CUAUUUCUGAAAUUGAAACUGUCUCGCGAAAAUCGUAAAAAAUACAAAUCUGUCUACAAACUAGACACGAGUAAUACAUCAGUAUAUUAACAAUCAACGUAUUUCUUUUGUCUUAUGAUGUGGUAAAAUUUAUGUGCAACAAGUUUCUAAUAGAAAACAUUGGCCGAGUGCUUAAACAUCUUUUGUAUACAGCUAUGAGAAUUAUAUCGACAGAUGCAAUAACCAACAAAGUUCUGUGUAUAAAACCUGUAAACGAAAAUGUGGGCAAGGAGACUAUUCUGAAAGUGACAGACUGGUUGCGUGGAAUCUGGGAGAUGAGACGACGUCCUGGGCCGGUUCAACAAUGGAUUGACUCGAUACCAUUGCCUACUAAGUCAGAUGUUGCAGUUGCGAGCGAGUGUCAUACACCGAGUGAUCCGUUAACACCAACAGAGCCUAAGGACAUUCCGUUUACAAAGCGAUCGAAGCCACCGAAUAUGACUGUAUCGGCACCAAUCACCGUUCCUAAUUCGCCAGCGAUGAGUGUACUACCGAGUUCGCUGCCGCAUAGACUGGCUCGGGACGCGAGUUUUCAAUCGGAUAGCAGUCACUGCAGCAGCGUUGAGAGCCUGUUAGAAUUACGAAAAGCGGAUCCUACAGCUAUUCUGCUCGAUCUCGGCUUCGGCGGUUGCUCCGCCAGUUCGCAGGAAAAUGGCCCGCUUUCCCGCAUUCCCAAGAGGUUCCUACAGCCGUCGACGCUGAGAGGCAUCGCCAUCGACGAUUUCGUUAAGCAGCAACAAGAGACCAGCGAGUCCUUCGACUCGGUGUCCUUAGGAUAUAGAGGCCUAACCGGAUCGCCGUAUGUAGCCCCGUCGGAAAUUGUGCAGAAGAUCAUGGAACGUUUGCGGGAGCACGACUUUCACGAAGUGGAUACGAAUUCGUACUAUUACUGCGAGCAAUACAGCCCGUCGCAUCAGAAUGGCAGAUUAUCCGUUCUGUCUCCCGAUAACAGGCAGUUCCUGGAACAGCCGCGUUCUAAAAGUCCCGACAUGCGUAACAAACGUAUGAUUAUAGGCCAAAAGUCAUUCGCCUUCGGAUGCGACGGCAACUUGAUCGAAAUAUCCCCCGGUGACACGGCAAAACUUGCGUCUGCCGACACGGUGGAUAAUUACAACGUUUCGUUGGACGCCGAUGAGUCCGUGGAAUCGAAGCAAUCGGAAGAAAGGAUAACGUUCGAGGACUCGUGUCUCUCGGAUAACGACGAGAAUUUAGCGAAGCGAUUGCCGUUCGACGAUAUCGCCGAAUUUCCUGAAUCCGAUCAGUCGAGAAACGGUCAUCAGGCGUCGUCUUCGUCGAGUGGUAGUUCAGAUAUUGCUCAAAUAGGCGCGGGAGUGAAUAAUAAUAAUAACGAGCGGGAGUGCAACACGAUGGAGACAACGUAUGGGAGAUGUGAAUUUCCGCGACAUUGUCCUGAUACUCGAAGGGCCAGCGAGGGUUCGUGCGACACGAAGUCCUUGGAAGACAGAAUGUUCGACGAGGGGCGUAGAUUCAGCGACGGCGCGGUUCACAUCAGCCAGCGCAGCUCGUUGCUGCAGAAGAGAAAGAGCCUCAAGAGGCAGUCUAGGGUGUGCGACACGACGCAGUAUCGCGGUCUAAGUCCUAUUAAGUCUAGCGUAGCGGAUGCAAUACUCGAAUCUAACGUAGACCACGAGGAGGAAGUAUCGCUAAGUGACGUCACAGAUAUUAGUAUACACCAAUUAAAUGCACCAAAGUCGUUCCAGCUGGCCGAGAGCAGAGGCGAUACGAAAACCGACGCGGGACCUUGUCUCAAUAACCCCGGUUACGCGUCUUCGCCAUGGAAGAGCGAAGGUGAAUCCGUCGAUCAGAUAAAACGCCUCGAAACCGCGGGAGAAGACUCGGAAUCGAGCGAGCAUUCUUGUACGGCCGAUUCUCAGGUCUGUUGCUACAAAGGUAAGGUGUGUAAGAAUUGCAAGCACGGCAGGAACUGCUCGGAUCGUUGCUGCUACGUCGACAGAAGGAGGUAUUUGAAAAAGAUGAGGAAGAUAAUGCAGGAAAAUAAGAAAUUGGAAAACAUGUUGGCGAGGAACAGGAGAGAAGUGGCGGAGAUUCGUGGUAUGCUGAGCAAUGUCUGGUCGGUUAGAAUGGAGCCCGGAUUUUAAGGCGGUUCGUGAAAAUUUUAAAUGUGCGCUCACUCUUGUAGUUAAGAAUGGUUAACCGAAACCAUAACCUCGCGAUAUAUACGUGUUUAGGAGACGAUUGAUAUCUUAUAGGAAAUUUUGAACUUUCUAUUUAAACUUGAAACCGAUCUAUUCUUCUAUUUCAGAAGUCGAAUAUUUUCGAAGCUCGCGUUUUAUAAAAUACAUUAUCUACUGUAACAAGAGAUAUUUCUACAAAUUAUAUGAGAACAAUCUCUUUUAGCGUCCAUAUUUUUAGUUAAAAUAUAAAAAGUAGGUAUUAUAUAAUAUAUAUAUAUAUAUAUAUAUAUAUAUUUAAUUAUAUAUUUUCUGUGCGUGCGGAAUGUUACGCCAGAAAAA
Molecule: messenger RNA, 2534 nt
Organism: Dinoponera quadriceps
Lineage: Eukaryota; Metazoa; Arthropoda; Insecta; Hymenoptera; Formicidae
Gene: olf186-M
Exons: 5
Coding region: 132-2159 (675 amino acids)
Molecular function (GO): signaling receptor binding
Source: RefSeq, a predicted model, not a curated record